Messenger RNA from Suillus subalutaceus, 648 nucleotides. RefSeq lists its product as uncharacterized. The coding region runs from base 237 to 593 and encodes 118 amino acids. NCBI's taxonomy places the organism in Eukaryota, Fungi, Basidiomycota, Agaricomycetes, Boletales, Suillaceae. The record is from RefSeq and is a predicted model, not a curated record. The transcript has 3 exons.
UGCCAGUACCUCGGGACUGUCGAAAACUGUAUCGUUGAUUCGUUUGCCAUAUACGCAUAAGUGUUGCAUGAUGAACACGUUCUGGACUUUUGGUUAACAAAGAUAUUCUAGUUGGGUCUAGCCCACGAAGUCACAGGAAUUUGCAUAUAAGUAGUCCACUCUAUUCCACUUCUACAGGAUAUGCUACCUUCCUUCUUUCCAGUAUCCUGUUCGACAGAAUUCGACGUGGCACACCAAUGCUUCUUUUCGCCAUUGCAAUUGUUCAGAUGUGGCUAUUUCCAGGCGCAGUGGUACAUGGUACACGGAUGAUCUCGCCUCAAAGUACUUCCACACGACCCAACGAUGCGGGUUCUUCAAAUGGGCUGAACAUUGGAGAUGCUUGUUUGUUGUGCAGUGUUGCAAAUCCGGUCACCCCUUGCCUAAUCCUGUGUAUCCUCCCUACCGUGGGAGGCGGAGAUAGAACAGAGCAGACGUGCCGCAAUCAGCGAGCCCAUCAGCUUCCAUCCACCAUUCAGAACAAAACCUUCCAUAAGUCCGGCGGCCUGGACCAUGGCCUGUUCGACAAUGAUAUGCCGGCGGCAUCUGCACCAUGAAACAUGCAAUAUCUUGUAGAUGUGACUGGAUUUUGCUAAAGAUACUUCAUCUUCC